CUUUUUCAAACUACAAAAAUCACCCACAAUGGAUUGAAAAUGAGCUUCAUCAAUUCAAUAAUCUCCAAGACCCUUUUCAUCUUCAUCUCUGUGCUAAUCUUUUCUUCCUGUUAAUGGCGGCUUUGACAGCUACUUUAGGAACCAUCUACAACAAACCAUCUCCUUCUUUCAACACACCCAAAUUCGUAUACAACACCAAACACCGUAGUUCAACCAUUUUCGCGCGAACAUCUUCCAAUGUUACUGAUGAGGCGGCUUCAUCUUCCUCCUCUUCUACAAUUACACAACCGAAACCCUUCCCAGGGAAGCCAGAAGCAGAUGUUGUUGUUAUAGGGAGUGGUCUUGGUGGACUAUGCUGUGCAGGACUUCUAGCUAGAUACGGGAAAGAUGUUAUAGUUCUUGAAAGCCAUGAUCUACCAGGUGGUGCUGCACAUUCGUUUGAAAUUAAAGAUUACAAAUUCGAUUCUGGGCCUUCUCUGUUUUCCGGAUUUCAAUCUAGAGGUCUCCAGGCGAAUCCUCUUGCACAAGUUUUGGAUGCUUUGGGAGAGUCCAUUCCCUGUGUCAAAUAUGACUCAUGGAUGGUUUAUGUACCCGAAGGAGAAUUUCUAUCACGCAUUGGUCCUACAGAAUUUUUCAAGGACUUAGAGACGUAUGCUGGUCCAAAUGCUGUUUUGGAAUGGAGAAAGCUUCUUGAUGCAAUACUUCCAUUAUCUGCAGCUGCCAUGGCUUUGCCACCUCUAUCUAUUCGAGGUGAUUUGGGAGUUGUUUCUACUGCUGGAGUUAGAUAUGCAUAUCCACUCCUAAAAUCAUUUGCAAAAAUGGGACCUCAAGGUGUUCUUGGUGCCACAAAGCUUUUACGCCCUUUUUCGGAAAUUGUUGAUUCAUUGGGACUCAAAGAUCCUUUCAUUAGGAAUUGGGUGGAUCUUUUGUCUUUCUUACUUGCUGGAGUGAAAUCCGAUGGUGUUCUUUCAGCAGAAAUGAUUUACAUGUUUGCAGAAUGGUAUAAACCAGGUUGUAGUUUAGAAUACCCUGUUGGUGGAACUGGAGCACUUGUUGAGGCUCUUGUUAGAGGAUUACAAAAAUUUGGUGGAAGAAUCUCUCUAAGAAGCCAUGUGGAGAAUAUAGUCAUUGAAAAUGGUCGAGCUAUAGGUGUCAAGCUAAGAAGUGGUCAAUUUGUGCGUGCAAAGAAGGCUGUUGUAAGCAAUGCAUCCAUGUGGGACACCAUAAAGUUACUACCUAAAGAAGCAGUUCCAAAAUCAUAUGAAGAAAGGAUUCAAAAUACAAAGCAAUGUGAGUCGUUUAUGCAUCUUCAUUUGGGAUUUGAUGCAGAGGGAAUACGGGAUGAUUUAGGAAUUCAUCAUAUAGUUGUGAAUGAUUGGAAUCGUGGAGUUGAUGCGGAUCAAAAUGUGGUGUUGAUAUCUGUGCCAAGUGUACUAAGUCCGGAUUUAGCCCCUCAAGGAAAGCAUGUUUUACAUGCCUACACCCCGGGAACCGAACCAUUUCAACUUUGGGAAGGUCUUGACCGUAGAAGCAACGAAUACAAGCAACUUAAAGCCGAGCGAUCCGAGGUAAUGUGGAAAGCUGUGGAACGGUCACUUGGUCCAGGUUUUAGUAGGGAUAAAUGUGAGGUGAAGUUAGUUGGAACUCCAUUAACACACCAAAGAUUUCUUAGAAGGAACAGAGGAACAUAUGGGCCAGCAAUAGAAGCUGGGAAAGAGUCUUUCCCUGGACACCCGACUCCGAUUCCGCAGCUUUAUUGCUGCGGGGAUUCCACAUUCCCUGGAAUCGGAGUCCCUGCUGUUGCUGCUAGUGGUGCCAUUGUUGCUAAUUCACUAGUUUCUGUUUCUCAACACUCCCAACUUCUUGAUGCUGUAGGGAUAUAGUAGGACUAAGGUGAGUUAUCUCACUUGGGAUUCUUCUUGAAUGGAAUUGGAAUUGGAGAUUCCACUCCAUGGCGGAAUUGGAAUUUGAAAUUCCAUUCCGUGUCAUGUAUGGAGUUUGACAUUUAUAGCGAACAAAAUGUAUAUCAAAUUCUGUAUAGAAUCAAAUACUGUCACUAUUGAAUUUUAUCCUUCUUUUGGUGUAGUG
Lactuca virosa is the source of this 2088-nucleotide messenger RNA. The record is from the annotation of a GenBank genome assembly. NCBI's taxonomy places the organism in Eukaryota, Viridiplantae, Streptophyta, Magnoliopsida, Asterales, Asteraceae.